This is a messenger RNA of Clarias gariepinus (North African catfish), 5810 nucleotides long. RefSeq names its product ubiquitin specific peptidase 47 (gene usp47). Gene Ontology annotation, molecular function: cysteine-type deubiquitinase activity; cysteine-type endopeptidase activity; protein binding. Gene Ontology annotation, cellular component: nucleus; cytosol. Lineage: Eukaryota; Metazoa; Chordata; Actinopteri; Siluriformes; Clariidae. Gene Ontology annotation, biological process: protein deubiquitination. The record is from RefSeq and is a predicted model, not a curated record. The transcript is spliced from 28 exons. Bases 271 to 4284 code for a protein of 1337 amino acids.
UGGAGCUGAAAUCUCGCGCACACUGACUGAGAGACGGCCAUUUUUAAGCGCUCAUUGAUUUGCUGUUUGUGCUUUUGCAGGAAAACAAAAAGCAAAACGAAAAAGUUGCCCCGAGAUUACUCCGACAGCUAGUUUGGGAGUGAAGCGGGCGGUCUGGCGGCGGCGUCCGGCUGGAUUGUUUUCGCUUGACCGAUGUUCGUCCAGACGCAGGCACAGAGUCGCUGUUGACAUCAGAGCCCUGGGGUUGAUGUGCGUUUAACAGUCGGCCGAAUGGAAAUGGUGCCCAGCGAGGAAAACCUGCUCGUACCCAAGGAGAUCGAGAACGCUGCCGAGGAACCCCGAGUGCUGUGUAUAGUCCAGGACACCACCAACGCCAAGACCGUCAACGAGAGACUAACACUCAACCUCCCAGCUUCCACCACCCUCUCAAAGCUCUACGAAGACGUCGCUCACAAAGCCGGCUACGUCAACAGCACCUUCGAGCUGGCAUGGGCCAAUGUGGCGGAUUUGGCUCCUCUGGACCAGGCCAGUGAGACGUCUCUGGUGGAGUCUGGGUUUGAGCCCGGGAAGAGGAACUUCCUGCAGCUCACAGACAAGGAUGGGGAACAGCCUCAGAUAGCUUCUGAUGAGUCCGGGACAGCGGACAGCAGUGGGCUGGACGACAGUUCUCAGGACCGCUUCAUCGGACCCUUGUCCCGUGAUGGUACCGUGGGCUGUAGCAGUGACUACAGUAGCCCCAGCUACUCCUACUCCUCCAUACUCAACAAGUCUGACACAGGAUAUGUGGGUUUGGUCAACCAGGCCAUGACUUGCUACCUGAACAGUUUACUGCAGACGCUGUUCAUGACGCCAGAGUUCAGAAAUGCUCUGUACAAUUGGGAGUUUGAGGACUCUGAGAAAGAUCCUGUCAAUAGCAUCCCCUACCAGCUGCAGAGGCUGUUUGUGCUGCUGCAGACCAGCAAGAAACGAGCCAUAGAGACGACAGACGUGACGCGCAGCUUCGGCUGGGACAGCAGUGAGGCCUGGCAACAGCACGAUGUCCAGGAACUUUGCCGGGUCAUGUUCGACGCCUUGGAACAAAAGUGGAAACAGACGGAGCAGGCUGACCUUAUAAAUCAGCUGUACCAGGGCAAACUGAAGGACUACGUGCGCUGUCUGGAGUGUGGCAAUGAAAGCUGGAGGAUCGACACGUACCUGGACAUCCCAUUGGUCAUCAGGCCUUUCGGAGCCAGUCAGGCCUUCGGCAGCGUGGAGGAAGCACUGCAGGCCUUCAUCCAGCCUGAAACUCUGGACGGGCCCAACCAGUACUUCUGCGAGCGCUGCAAGAAGAAAUGCGACGCACGCAAGGGUCUGCGUUUUCUGCACUUUCCCUACCUGCUGACGCUGCAGCUGAAACGCUUUGACUUCGACUACACCACUAUGCACAGAAUCAAGCUCAACGACCGCAUGACCUUCCCUGAGGAGCUUGACAUGAGCCCUUUUAUUGACCUCGAGGAUGAGAAAUCCCCUCAGACGGAGAGCUGCACUGACAGUGGGGCGGAGAACGAAGGCAGUUGCCACAGCGACCAGAUGAGCAACGACUUCUCCACGGACGACGGUGUGGAUGAGGGCAUCUGCCUGGACAGCACCACCACCGCUGAGAGGGUACUUAAGCCAAAGAGCUCAUUGACCUAUGAACUCUUCUCAGUAAUGGUGCAUUCUGGGAGCGCCGCAGGUGGACACUAUUACGCCUGCAUCAAGUCCUUCAGCGAUAGCCAGUGGUACAGCUUCAACGACCAGCAUGUCAGCAAGAUCACGCAGGAUGACAUCAGGAAGACCUACGGUGGUUCCUCAGGGAGCAGAGGCUAUUACUCCAGUGCCUUUGCCAGCUCCACUAAUGCAUACAUGCUCAUAUAUAGACUGAAAGAUUCCUCAAGGAACGCAAAGUACCUCGACGUCGAAGACUUCCCAGAGCACAUAAAGCGUCUCGUUCAGAGAGAGCGAGAAUCCGAGGAACAGGAAAAGAGACAAAGAGAGAUCGAACGCAAUACCUGCAAGAUCAAGCUCUUCUGCAUGCAUCCUGUCAAGACGAUGAUGAUGGAGAAUAAGCUGGAGGUUCACAAGGACAAAACCCUCAGAGAGGCCACGGAAAUAGCAUACAAGCUAAUGGAUCUUGAGGGCCUUGUUCCUCUGGACUGCUGUCGGUUAGUGAAGUAUGAUGAAUUUCACGAAUAUCUGGAGCGCUCCUACGAGGGGGAGGAGGACAUGCCCAUGGGGCUGCUCCUCGGCGGGGUGAAAUCCUCCUACAUGUUCGAUUUGCUACUUGAGACUUGCCGUCCCGACCAAGUGUUCCAGCCGUAUAAACCUGGAGAGGUGAUGGUGAAGGUCCACGUGGUGGAUCUGAAGAGCGAGACCAUCGCUGCUCCCAUCAGCGUCAGGGCGUACCUGAACCAAACCAUUACAGAGUUCAAGCAACUCAUUGCACAAGCCACCGGGCUGUCUGCAGAAACCAUGCGAGUCGUCCUGGAGCGCUGCUAUAAUGACCUUCGGCUACUCUACGUGCCCAACAAGACACUGAAAGCUGAGGGUUUCUUCAGGAGUAACAAGGUUUUUGUGGAGAGCUCGGACUCCGAUGACCAUCAAGCCACGUUCACCGACUCGCUCCUGUGGAAGCUUUUGGAUCGUCACGGCAACACGAUCAGACUGUUUGUUUCGCUCCCGGAGAAGUCUCCAGGCUCCAUGGCUCACAGAACUAGUUGCUCCAAAGCGAGCGGUGACUCUGAGGACUCAUUUGAGGGUGCUAAAAGCCGGGGCCAGUGUGUUGAGGCUAUCCUGGAGGAGAGCACGGAGAAGUUAAAAAACCUUUCCCUUCAACAGCAGCAGAAACAACAGCAGCAGCAGAAGCAAACCUCCAGCACCAGCGAGAGCCAGAAGAGUUCGGACCACAGCGAUUUCGAGCACCUCGAUUUCCCGCAGGCAGAAAACCAGCUGGCUUCGGAGGAACGAUCCGAUUCGGACGCAAACAACGAUCGCAGCACCAGCUCUGUGGACUCUGACAUCCUGAGCUCGAGCCACAGCAGCGACACGCUGUGCAAUGCAGACGGCGCACCCUUGCCUCUGGCCAACGGCCUCGAUUCGCACAGCAUCACCAGCAGCCGGCGCUCCAAAGCCCACGAGGGCAAGAAGGAGACGUGGGACACAGCUGAGGAGGACUCAGGGACCGACAGCGAAUACGACGAGAAUGGCAAGAGUAAAACGCAGACGCAUUACCUGUACUUCAGAGCAGAGCAGUAUUCGCAGGAUGAUGCUGCUCUAGAUGCACAGAAGGGUUUGUUAAUUCAUGUUGACAAAAGGAUCACACUGGCAGCAUUUAAGCAGAACCUUGAGCCGUAUGUCGGCGUCCAAGCUACCCAGUUUAAAGUCUUCCGUGUCUACGCCAACAACCAGGAGUUUGAGAGCGUGCGACUUAACGAGACCCUUUCUUCUUUCUCGGAUGACAACAAGAUCACUAUUCGAUUAGGACGAGCCCUAAAGAAAGGAGAAUACAGGGUAAAGGUGUACCAGCUGUUAGUCAAUGAAGCAGAGCCUUGUAGAUUCCUGUUGGAUACAGUGUUCGCUAAGGGCAUGACAGUGAGACAGUCUAAAGAGGAGUUAAUACCCCAGCUACGAGAGCAGUGCAAACUGGACCUUUGCAUAGACAGGUUUCGACUCAGGAAGAAGACGUGGAAAAACCCAGGCACAGUGUUUCUGGAAUAUCACGUUUACGAGGAGGACAUCAAUAUCUCCAGCAACUGGGAAGUCUUCCUUGAAGUUCUCGACGAACCGGAGCGAAUGAAGUCCAUGUCGCAGUUGGCAGUGCUGACACGGCGCUGGUGUCCAGCCCAGAUGAAGCUGGAGCCUUUCCGGGAAGUGGUGCUGGAGAGCAGCAGUGUAGAUGAACUCAAGGAAAAGCUCAGUGAAAUGAGUCAGAUUCCACUCGGGAACUUGGAGUUCGCCAAGGGACGUGGAACGUUUCCUUGUGACAUAUCUGUCUUGGAGAUCCAUCAGGAUUUAGACUGGAACCCUAAGGUCUCUACGCUCAACGUUUGGCCCCUCUACAUCUGCGACGAUGGUGCUGUAGUGUACUACAGGGACAGCGCUGAGGAGCCCAUGGAGCUCUCGGAAGAAGAGCGAAAUGAACUGAUGAAGAAAGAGAGCAGCCGGCUGCUGAAGACAGGCCACCGGGUCAGUUAUUCUCCCCGCAAGGAGAAAGCUCUGAAGAUCUACCUAGACGGAGGGCCUUCUAAAGACUCGGGCCAGGACUGAGAAUCGCCCCCUUACACCCUGAUCAUUUUGCGUUUUUUUUUUUUUGUUUGUUUGUUGUUUUUUUUUGUUUGUUUGUUUUUAAUAGUUGGCCUGCCCGCUGCAGUGUAGCGCUGCCUCACCAGGGGUUCUUGAUGGCGUCAAUGCCCAGGUCCGAUCUGACGUCCCUGGUGUCGUACAGCGGGCGCGGUCUUCUCCGAGCUCUUCAGGCAUGGAAGUGUGGGGGGUUUCAUGUGUACAAGCCUCAGAACUUCUGUUGUGCACUAUAGAUUCUCAAAAAGUUUAAAGGGAAGUGCAAAUGAACGGACAUCCGGUAUCACUCAGACAAAUCAAUCUUGACAGAGAUGGAUGUGCUUGUGGAAUAGAAUGGACUAUUUGUAUCUCUUUCUCUGGCUGUAUCAGUUCUAUCUUUUUAAUUGUUUGUUUGUUUCCUUUAAUAGCUGUUCAUUAAUCAUUCUCACUUUAAUUGAGUAGUGAUUUCGUCCACAAUAUUGCGUGCACAUGUCCAUGAUCCGAGUUUUGCUUGGUUGAGAUACAUGACAAGCUUGUCAUCUCCAACAUAAUCGUCCUCUUCUGUGUUGUUGUUUUUUUUUUUUUUUUUCAAGGUCCUCCAUUGAGUCACGUGUAUUCCAAUAGUUCUCAGAAUACUGAGUCGUUUGCUCUUGUUCCAUUAACGAAUUCAGUGCUUCGCUCGUGGAUGAUGAGGCUCCACCCUGGCCUUCAUCUAAGAGUGCUUCCUUGCACGCGUGGGUAUGACGGUGGCUAAUGCUCUGUGCCACCAUGCUGACUGCUGAAUCUCCAUCUGUUGCAGAGGGAUCCCCGCCCAUUCAUCUCUUACAACACCACCUCUCACUUCUUUCUCUGGGGUACUCACACUGGUACAUUUUUUUAAAGUCUGCCCUUAAGACUAGGGUAAUACACAUCAAGUAGAGCUUUAUAUUUGCCUAUUUACCUUUUCCCCCUUACAUACUCCUUGUAAAUUAUUUUUACCCCAGAAUUGAUGACUACAAUGAUGAUGAUGAUGAUGAUAACUGGCACACUUUUAAAAAAUUUUUGCUCUGUAACCCAAUUUUCUUUAUGCCCUGUUUUUAAUUCUGCACAACAUGUAUGUGUGUGUUCGAGCCUGGUCUGUCUGCCUGUGUGUGCGUGCGAGUGUGUGCGCACGCGCUCUGUGUGAUGCUACUUGCUGCUGUUUUUUGCGUAGCCAGAGAGCAAAAGCUCUAAAGCAGGGCUGUUGGAUGCAACUCAAUAGUUUAUUACCAGGUUUAUAAAUGAUAUUAGAACAGGAAAACCACUGGACUGUGCUGUGGUUAGGUGAAGUUUGGCGACCCUGCUUUAGAGCUGCGCUGGAGGAGCAGUGCUCUGGCUCUCAGCAUCACUGAACUAAGCAGAACCACCAUGGGUCCCCUGGGCUCCUAACUCUGCCACAAGCUGUUCACUGUAGAUUUGCCAAUAUGGAAAUAAUAAAAAAAUAAUCAGUUUCUCUCUUGAUGCAUCAUUUCAGAAGACCGGUCGACUCGCAUACCAUU